Messenger RNA from Exophiala dermatitidis NIH/UT8656, 1689 nucleotides. RefSeq lists its product as uncharacterized. Lineage: Eukaryota; Fungi; Ascomycota; Eurotiomycetes; Chaetothyriales; Herpotrichiellaceae. The transcript has 3 exons. Bases 1 to 1689 code for a protein of 562 amino acids. The record is from RefSeq and is a predicted model, not a curated record.
AUGAAGCUAUCCCUCAAACUCCUUGUCGUUGCCCUCGCUUCGACCGAGGCCGUCGCCAGUACUUGGUUUGGCAAAGCCGCGUACAACAAAUGGCACGAGACCGAGCUCGAGCGUUGGCUCUCCGACCACGAUGUACCUUAUCCCAGCCCCGCUGAUAGGAAAGACCUGGAAAACCUCGUCAAGGAGAACUGGCAGGCCAAAGUGGUUCAGCCGGUAUCUACAGCUGGCGACAAGACAGCCGACCACUACGGCAGCGUCAAAGACUGGAUCUUCGACAGCUGGUCCGAGUCCUCGCUGAAAGCCUUCCUUGACUACCACAAAAUUCCCGCUCCUCAACCACGUACUCGAGACAGUCUUUUGACCACCGCUCGCCAGAACUAUGACACCCUUGCUAAGAAGCUUGGAGAAUAUGCCUCGUACCCCGGUGAUUGGCUCUAUUCGACAUGGUCUGAGUCUGAUCUCAAAGAAUGGCUUGACGAACGUGGCAUUCCGGCUCCGCAGCCCACCACCCGUGACAAGCUCAUAGCACAAGUUCGUCGCCAUGCCCGUCAAGCUUCUCUCAACGCCUCCAAUGCUGCAUCUGCGGCGAGCGCCUCUUACUCGAGUGGAAUCUCUCAAGCCAGCAAGUCUGCCGCAAGUGCUCAAGCUAGCCUUAGCGACGCUCUCUUCGACGCUUGGUCUGACAGCCAAUUGAAAGAGUUCCUCGAUUCCCACGGUGUCCCUGUCCCGCAAGGCAGCAAGAAGAAUGAGUUGAUUGCCUUGGCACGGAAGCAUCGUAAGCAGGCCGAGAAGUCGGCGUCCUCUAUCUCUGGACACGUUUCUGGAUCUGCUGCUUCUGCCUAUGGUGCUGCCACAUCUUCGGCUGGGAACGAGUUUGCCAAAGCUACUGAUGAUGCCGCACUCAAGGCCGAGGAUGCGUUCAACAAGGCUAUCGAAUCCUGGUCCGAAUCUCGCCUCAAAGCUUACCUUGACGCGCGGGGAGUUCCUGUCCCUCAGGGUAGCAAGCGUGAUGAGCUUCUGGCUCAGGUGCGACUGAACAAGCACAAGGCUGCAACCGGAUGGUCUGCUUGGACUUUCGAUACCUGGACGCUAGACAACCUUAAGAACUACCUCAGAGCGCACGGCAAGAAAGUGAGCAAGAAGGCUGAGCAAAACCGUCAAGAGCUGCUGAAGCAAGUCCAAGAUUCUUAUGCCUCCGCUUCCAAAUCCGGCGGCACCGGCUACGCCUCGGUGACCAGCUACCUUGCCAAACAGACCGGUGCUGCGAAGGAUACCGCUUUCGACACUUGGUCCGACAGUGACUUGAAGGACUACCUUGACAGCUACGGCAUCCCGAACUAUCAAGGCUCAACAACCAACGAGCUCCGAGCCGAGGCCAAGAAACAAGCCAACUACUUCCGCUACGGCACGUCUUCGCCCUCGGAGACCAUCGUUGAACGCAUCAAGAAUGGUCUUCAAUGGUUCCUUGGCCAGAUUCAGGGCAGUGCUUCUUCAGCCUCCGCCACCGUCUCUGCCUCUGGAAGCUCCGUAGCCAGCGACGCUUCCAAGACCGCCUCCAAGAGUGCCUCGUCCGCCUCCAGUGCUGCGUCCAAGAGCGCAUCGUCCGCCUCCAGCGCUGCCUCUAGCGCCGCCUCCAAGAGUGCAUCCUCUGCUUCCAAGAGUGCCUCUAGCGCCAAGAAUGAGUUGUGA